AUGGUUGUUGGUCCAACUCCAGAAAAGGCGACAAAGGGUGUUCCUGAUCGAUGGUUACAUUGUCCAAAAACUGGAAACGUGAGUAUUAACUGAAUUUAGAAGUAAUUUCUCAUAUGCAUGAAUUUGUAGUUGAUAAUGGACCAAUUUUUCCCAUUCAAAACUCCUCUUUGUGCAUUAUAUGACAACCAAAUUCCCGAUAAAAAACUUCGUUUUCACGUCAAAGACGUUUUUUCGAAUAUAAAUCUUGGUGGACGACGAAUUGGAUUAUGGAUUGAUUUAACCAAAACAGAUCGAUAUUAUUUUCGCGAGGAAGUUACGGAAACAAAUUGCAUUUACAAAAAAAUUCCAUUAGUUGGUCACAAUGCAUCUCCAUCUGAAGAAGAAACGAAUGAUUUUAUUAGUGUUGUGUCGAAUUUCCGCCGAACUAAUCCAAAUGAUAUUAUUGGAGUUCAUUGUACCCAUGGAUUCAAUCGAACUGGAUUUUUGAUUGCUGCUUAUCUUUUUUCAAUUGAAGGUUGGGGAAUUGAUGCUGCCAUUUCUGAAUUUGCUCAAAAUAGAAAUAAUGGAAUCUAUAAACAAGAUUAUAUAAAUGAUUUAUUUGAUCGAUAUGGUGAAGAAGAUGAUGAUAGAAUUGAAGCACCUCCAAGACCAACUUGGGAUGAUCCUGUUGGAAGUAUUAUUGAAUCAACACCAUCAACAUCAAAUAUCAAUGGAGCAAAUCAAAAUGGUGUUUCAUCUUCAAAAAAUUCGUCUUCUUCAAAUGGCAAACAAUUUAUGGAUGGUUUAGUGAAAGGAGUUACAAUUGUUGAAGAUAUGAGUAUCAAAUCAAUGCUUCGAGCAAAAAUUAAAGCUUUCUGCAAGUAUGAACGAGAUGGAUUUCCUGGUCUUCAACCCGUUUCUUUGAGUCGAAAAAAUAUGUCAAUGUUAGAAAAUGAACCAUAUAUGGUUUCUUGGAAAGCUGAUGGAAUGAGGUAAAUUGUUUCACUUUUUCUAGAUUUUUAUAUUUUUGCAAAUUCUAGAUAUAUGGUUUUGAUUUUUGGAAAAGACGAAGUUUAUGCUUUUGAUCGAGAUAAUGAAGUUUUCCAAAUUCAAGGUUUGGAUUUUCCUGCGAAAAAUGGUGGAUAUCUUAAAAACACUCUAGUCGAUUCUGAAAUGAUCAUCGAUAAAGUGAAUAUGAACGGAAAAAUACGAGAUGUUCCACGGCUUCUUAUUUAUGACAUCAUUCGAUAUCAGGUAUAUUUUAACCGUUUUGUUUGAACAAUCGUAAAUUCAAAAUGUUUAUGUUUCAGGAUAUUAAUAUGAUGAAAGAAAAAUUCACAACUCGAUCGGAUUGUAUUCGAAAGGAAAUUAUCGAAGUCAGAAAUCAAGCAAUACUUGUGAGUUUAUAACAUAUCCAGCUUGAAUUUCUAAACUUGAAGUUCAAUCAGAUUUUCAAACCUAAACAAAAAAUUCCAGAAAAAUCAAAUAAACAAAGAGCGCCAACCAAUGUCUGUAAGAAUCAAAGAUUUUUGGCAAAUGGAAGGAGUUUCGAAAUUGUUUGAGCCGAAAUUUGUUGAAAAUGUUGGUCAUGAAAUUGAUGGACUCAUUUUUCAACCCGUUAAUCGAGUAAGGAAUAGUUUUUGUAUUUUUUUUUCAAUUAAUCAAUUUUGAUUGUUAUUCUUUCAGCCAUAUACUCCGGGAAGAUGCGAUUCUGUUUUGAAAUGGAAACCACCAUCACACAAUUCAGUUGAUUUUUUAUUGAGAAUUGAAAAGUAAGUGAAGUUUUUCUGUGAUAAUAAAAAAACCACAAAUUAUUCAUUUUGCAGAAUAACAAAAAAAGGAAUGUUGCCAGAAUUCAAAGGUUUAUUAUAUGUUUUACACCAGAAAGAUCCAUUUGGAAUGAUGAUUGCAACAAGAACAUUACAAAAAUAUGAUAAUAAAAUUAUCGAAUGCACACUUGAACUUGAUCAAACUGGAAGGGUUUGUGCAAACAUUAAGUUUAUUUAUUUUUCCAAAUUAAUAUUUUUUCAGCCAAAAGAAUGGAAAUUUAUGAGAGAACGUACGGAUAAAUCAGCACCAAAUGCUUUAAAAACUGCCCAAAAUGUGUUUGAAACCAUGACAAAUCCUGUGACAAAAGAAUAUUUAUGCGGGUAAAUAAUUUUUUAUAUUAAUUAAAAUGUGAUCAUUUUAGAGGAUUCUUUAAUUUUAAUAAUACCUUUUUCAGAUUUAUCUCGCAUAUUUGCAAUCGGCCACCAGCUCAAAAACGUCCACGACACGAAUAA
Messenger RNA from Caenorhabditis angaria, 2261 nucleotides. NCBI's taxonomy places the organism in Eukaryota, Metazoa, Nematoda, Chromadorea, Rhabditida, Rhabditidae. The record is from the annotation of a GenBank genome assembly.